CACUCUCACCUCACUGCUCAGUUUCACUCCUGACGCGUCUCUGGACCUGAACGGGAUGUAGUGGACCUGACUACACCGCGCUUCAUUUGGUUUCAUCUUCAGGACAGAUUCAAGGACGUUCAAGACAUGAGCGGUGUCGCAGUUUGGGCAGAGGAGGAGGACAUAACUCAGGAGGAGGUGCAAUCUUCUCCCGCCUGGUCAGAGGAGCGCUGUGAGGAGCUCUGGGAACGGGUGGAGGGGGUACGGCACAAGCUCACGCGUAUCCUCCACCCGGCCAAGCUCACCCCGUAUCUGCGCCAGUGCAAGGUCAUCGAUGAGCAGGAUGAAGACGAGGUGCUCAACUCCACGCAGUACCCACUGCGCAUCAGCAAGGCCGGACGUUUGCUGGACAUUCUACGUGGUCAGGGCCAACGAGGUCUUCAAGCCUUCAUGGAGUCACUGGAGUUUUACCACCCAGACCAGUACACACAGCUGACGGGAGAACAGCCCACACAGCGAUGCUCACUCAUACUGGAUGAGGAGGGUCCGGAGGGUUUGACCCAGUUUCUGCUCCUGGAAGUGCGUAAACUGAGAGAGCAGCUUCGAAACAGCCGCAUGUGUGAGCGACGCCUGUCUCAGCGCUGCCGGAUGGCGGAGGAGGAACGCAGCCGUGCCGAACGUAAAGCUCAGGAGUUACGUCAGGACCGACUGCAGCUAGAGAGGUUGCGUCAGGACUGGGAGUCAGCCAGCCGAGAGCUGGGCAAGCUGAAGGACCGGCACCUGGAGCAGGCUAUGAAGUAUUCCAGGGCCCUGGAGGAACAAGGCAAGGCCUCCAGCCGUGAGAGAGAACUCCUGAGGCAGUUAGAGGAGCUGAAGUCGAGGUUGACAGAGGCAGACAAAGAAACAGUCGAUACUCUAGAGAACACCAUGCCAGCAAAAAGACACAGUUUUCUCUCUCAUGGAGUAAAUAGUUCUCCACCUGCUGUGCCAGAAAAGCCGCUGCACUGUAUUGUUCCAAAACCUCAGAAUACAGGAACUCAGAUGAGAGACGCAGUUCCUGUUGAUGGAAUAAUGGCUCUGAUGGACAUCCUGCAGCAGGACCGCAGGGAGGCUGCAGAGCAGAGGCAGGAGCUCUGUGAUAUCAUUACCAGACUACGGGGGGAGCUACAGAGCACAGAGGAGCACUGGGACAAGCUGGAGUCGCAGUGUGAGCAGCUACAGCUGAAGGUGAGAACUCUCCAGCUGGACUGGGAGACUGAGCAGAAGAGGAGUGUGUCCUAUUUCAACCAGAUUAUGGAACUGGAAAAGGAGAGAGACCAGGCUCUGCGUAGUCGAGACAGCCUGCAGUUGGAGUACACCGACUGUCUGCUGGAUAAGAACCGACUGCGUAAACUCAUUGCAGAGCUGCAGGCCAACAUGGAGCAGCAGCAGAGGGAGCUGGAGAGAGAGAGGGAGAGGGGCCCGGAGCAGAUGGAGCAGAGCAGCCCCUGUCUGCACUGUUCCCACCUGUCCCUGUGCAGUGAGGACCAGUGCUACGGCCCCUGCUGUUCCCUCGGCCUGGACCUUAGACCGCAGGCCAGCAGCACCCGAAAGACGCCCUCUAGUGGCCAAGCCAAUGAGAGCUCAGAGAACUCUCGCUCCACCUCAGAGGAGAAUCUUCUUUCAUCAACAGAAGACAAUGAGAAGGAAAUAAAUCGGCUCUCCACAUUCCCCUUUCCUCCGUGUAAGAACUCCAUCAACCGACGAUUCAACACGGAGUUUGAUCUGGAAUCGUGGGGCAGUGAUGAGAAUGAUAACAUUACAGGUGAGCAGAGUGAACCUUCAUUGUGGGAUUCCUGGAACUCUUUACACUCUCAUCUCUUCCCUCCUGACCUGGUCAACCUGCCUGCAGUCUCUCCACAGCAUCAUCGCAAUCCUCGUGUUCCCAGGAUACCAUCCCGCUCUCCAUCCUCAAGCCCCCCCAUCUCACCAAAGCACCACAGAGCCAGCCUAGCUGAUGAUAUCACAAUUGUUGGAGGAAACCAAACAGGGAUCUUCGUCAGCCAUGUGAGACCUGGUUCCCCAGCUGAACUAUGUGGAGUGAAGGAGGGCUGUGAGCUGCUGGAGCUGGAGCGGGUUCUGUUUGGGGGCGGCAGUGUGAUGCUGGGCCAGUGCACGGCUGAGGUAGCCCACUUUUCAUUGCAGUGGUGGGAUGAUCCAUCCACGCUCAAACACCAGAGUAACCCAGAGGCAUAUUCCAAGCUAUGCUCCCUGCUCUCGUCACCUAAUUUUUCUGGUGCUGACUCCUUCUAUGUGCGUGUCAAUCUCAACAUGGGGCCUCGCGGUGACCCACCGUCUCUGGGUGUGUCCUGUGAUGACAUUAUACAUGUCACAGACACAAAGUACAAUGGAAAAUACCAGUGGAACUGUUCCUUGGUGGACCCAUGCACAGCCAAGCUCCUGCAGACAGGAACCAUGCCCAACUACAACAGGGCACAACAGCUGCUACUUGUAAGGCUCCGAAAAAUGGCCCUGGAGCAAAAGGACUUUAAGAGGAAGUUCUUGAAGAAAGCAUCUGGACGUGUGCGAUUGGUCAAGGCAGUGGACCCCAAUCCCAGCCGUGGGAUUGGUUCAGCCCAGCAGGUCUUUUACACACUCAGCAAACGUCACGAGGACCACUUGAUCCCAUACAGUUUGGUGCAGCCGGUGCAGGGUCAGACUAAGCGGCCAGUCAUCUUCUCCCCCUCUCUUCUCUCCCGUGGUCUCAUAGAGAGGCUGCUGCAACCUGCAGAGUCUGGUUUGAAGUUCAACACCUGCCCACCAGAGCCAAUCCAGGCUUCAGAGAGACGAGACAAGAGAGUGUUCUUGUUGGAUUCCUGCAGUCAAGAGCAGACUCUGGGAAUACGGCUGCAGUCAAUACAGGAUGUUAUCAGCCAGGACAAGCACUGUCUGCUGGAGUUGGGGCUGCCCAGUGUUGAGGGCUUAUUGAGACAGGGGAUUUACCCCAUCGUCAUCCAUAUCCGCCCUAAGAGCAAAAAGCACAAGAAGCUGAGGAAGUUUUUUCCACGGUGUGGAGAGGACAGCGUAAUGGAAGAGGUGUGUCAGGCCGAGGAGCUGCAGCUGGAGACACUGCCCCUGCUCUACUACACCCUGGAGCCCAGCACCUGGAGCUGCACUGAUGAGCUGCUGGCAGCCAUAUGCAAUGCCAUCCACAGCCAACAGAGGGCAGUAGCAUGGAUCGAACUGGAUAGGCUGCAGUAGAAGAGAGAUGUGGAUAGUCACAAACUGGAGUCUCUCUGGAUAAACCACAGCAAGGUUUAUAGGAUUAACAUUUCGUGUUAGAUAAUUCUGCUAUUCUAAGUGAGUGGACCAAGAUCAAGGGAGGCCAGAUUAGGCCUUUGUAUUGCAAACAGGAAUUUUAUAAUUCUCAUCUUUAUAGCUAAGCUGGACUGGCUACAAUGGGAGAAUACUGAAACAAUUUUAAAACUAAAAGAGAUUUUCAUUUUAGACUUUAUAGACUUUAUAUACUAGAUGGUAGAUUUUUUAUCAAGAGUAAUUAUGUCAUGUUACUUUUUUACAUUCAGACAGUUUAAAAUACUUAAAGUUUUAUUAUAUAGCUGUACUUUCAAAAGUAACAUUUAGUGAUGUUCUGAGCGGAAAUUUAAGCUGUGAGAAUGCAAAGAAGGAUGAAAGGUGAAGGGGACUGUAGCAUGUUGAAAGCAGGGAUGUAGUGAAGGGUGCAAACCUACUUAUCAUCGUUUUAUAUUCCAGUAAAGACUGUCUUUAAGAUGUAAACCAAGUAUACAGAUCAUACUUAAAAGUGUUAUCAAACUGAUAUAACUGUAGAUUUAUGAACACCUAUGCUGUUUUGUUUUGUUGAAGAACUACAUUUCUAGAUAUUUUUAAGUGGACUGGCUGAAAGUCAGCAAGUGCUGCAUUUCACUAUGACGACAUGGUCUUGUUUUGUACUGGCAAAACUUUUUUCCUUUGUACACAGUUUAAAAAUAAAUGUAUA
Molecule: messenger RNA, 3973 nt
Organism: Centropristis striata (black sea bass)
Lineage: Eukaryota; Metazoa; Chordata; Actinopteri; Perciformes; Serranidae
Product: caspase recruitment domain-containing protein 10
Exons: 24
Coding region: 127-3219 (1030 amino acids)
Biological process (GO): regulation of apoptotic process
Molecular function (GO): protein binding
Source: RefSeq, a predicted model, not a curated record